GCUUGACAACACAAUGAUGUUUCGGCGAAUAUGAUGCGAUCCCAUUAUAUUAACUAUUCUUGAAUUGGUACAAGCACGUUUUUUUACUUUAGUUUUGGACCUAUCAUUUUUUGUCCUGCAACGACUGAGGUCUUUGACGCCAAAAUGUACUUCUCUCGUACAACGAAAUCUUCGACACUCUCCUUCAAUAGAAUAAAUCACCUAAGAAACUAUCAUCGGAAAUUUCGCGUAUUAACCCGUUUGCUUCACGCUAAUUCCAAAUCGCAGCAAAUUUCAUUAAUGUGUAACACACCCAACCAGAGGGAGCAACAUGAUUUCGAGUACAAAAAUUCUCGUUUAGCUUUUUGCUAGCAGUAUCUCUUGUUUGUUGUUGUUGAUGGACGCGUCUUAUCCAUUAUGGUAGCGCAAUCGAUUCAAAUUUCCCCGCCUUCUGGAGCAGGUGGUCUCCACCAGAGGGCACUGCUGGGCCACAACAGUGAUCAACAACAGUGUUGAGAGACGCUCUGUGACAACAGUGUGCGGUGUUCCAACGGAAUUAGUUGAAUUUUGUUGAUCGCUACCAUCGGCUGAGUGUACUCUGACCCUCCGUGGGUCCUUCCGCACCUGGAAUACCAAAGCAAAGUGAAGUGAGCACCUGCACUUAAUAUCUGUGGGAUUUGUGCUUUCAACCAAACGGAUACUAUUCGCAACCCCUGCUCCACCGGAUAACCAUAUCAUAACAAUAAUAUACCGAGCAAAGACGCGGCUAUUGGCUUCUACGGCCGGGAAACCGUCAAACACGUUCGUUCCUCAAUUACAUCAGAAUACGCUAACUAUUAGAUACGUUAAACGUGAGGGUAAGCAGCAGCCGUAGUCGGGUAAAAGAAACCAACGAGUAAAAUCCACGCAUUCGUUAGCACUACGGUGAACUCCUUUUGCCUAUGCAGGGUGGUGGUGUUGCUGCUGCUGAGGCACGGGCCGCGCACAGCAUGCUGAAGUGACCGAAGUCUACGACUCUCGUUGGGAUGCAAUGCACAGACCCCACAUAAGGUGGCAGUUGCCUCUCCGCAGUUGCAAUUGUCGCAUUCAUUCUAGCACCAAUAGUAACAGGAAUAGCAGUAACUUGUUGCUAUUGAAAAAGGUCAGCAUUGUGCUCAUAUUGUCUUUGUCCUCUGUGCACGCUGCACGUCAGCGUUGCUUGACGUGUCUCGCUUCUCAGGCUACCAUAGCCUCCGACCACAAACCACGACAGCAAUGAAGGAAGGCUCCAUCGUGCGUCGCGUUUUUGCGUGUUGCUCGUAGCCGUUGAGGCCCCCGUCUGUUGCCGCCGGCGGCGGAGUAGACAUCGCUCGCCGCAGCACCCGCCGGCCAGCCUCAAGAUGAACGGCGAGGGGCCAUCGGUGCCCAUCACGACCUUAGCGGCCGUGCAAGGGCUUACCGAUCUCCUGAGCGAGCUACCUUUACCGGUCAGCUUGCCAGGCGCCUGUGGGCCCGCUGCUCGGCCGUUAGUAGGACCACACGAAGCCGAUGAGGUCCGAAACAUUCUCGCGACCGCGAACUACCUCCUACCGCAAGUUAUGGAGGCCCUAUCAAGGACCAAUAUCGAAAAUCUUGACAUUGAAGAUGGCGGUCAGCCUCCACCAGGCAGCGGGAUGUCACACAUGUUACAGCACCUGUAUUCGCAGCAGCCGCAGCUACUAGCUUCACGGUCUGCUACAGGCGUGGGACAGCCGAGCGGUGCUUGGGGUCCCGGUGCCAACCAGUUCAGUUACCCCUCGGCCGGUCAGCCUAAUGCAUUCCCGCCGCACCAUACGCAAGCAAAUAACCAGCAGUUCGUGGCACCUCAACAGCAGGCGUCUUAUUACCGCCAGCAGCAGCAAACGAACAGUAAAAGCACUAACGGUAGCCAGUUCAACAACAACCAAUUCAAUCAGCAGGGACAACAAGGUCACUAUCCCCCACAGAAGGAUCACAGUGUUGCCAAUAUACUAGAAAAUCACCACGGAGGUUAUGGGCAGAAUAAUCUUCCAGGAGGCCAUAUGAGCGUACUGCACGGUGCACCCCAGUUGCAGCCGCAGCAACAUAACUCUAUGCAGAUGCCACCUGGCGGUCCCAUGCUAAAUAAUUAUAUGGCACCAACAGCUAAUGGUGUUACGGAUUCUACAAUGCUCGAUAAGCACAUUAACGAUCUUGCGCAAGGCUUUCCUGGAACGCCAAUAGAUCCUAAUCUUCAACCGGCAACCGUUCAAGCGCCCCCAACUCCUACACAGGUUACUCCUGGUACACCCAAUACGCCGCAGACAGAUAAAACCAACGUACCUCCGAAGAAAAAGUUUCGCUCGCGUGGUAAAGACCCAAAAGCAUGGGGCGGGACACCAAUUAAAAAGCGAAAAGAACCAGAACUCCGACCGGACGAGCUGUCGACAAUGGAUAGCCUUAUUGCGUCUUCCCUUACUGAACGGGUUAAACGGAGAAGGCGAGGCAACCAGACGAAGUACACGGAAGAAGAAGAAAAGAAGGAUGAGCAAGAUUCAGAGGGAGCAGUCGAUGCAGGCGCUAACGAAGAUGGGGACGAUUCCGAUUUCGAGGGACCGAAGGGUAAGGAAAAAAAGGACAAAGGGGAUAAAAUCGAUGGGACUUCCGGUACUAAUAAUAAAGAAAAGGCUACGACGAGUCCUAAGAAGAACCAUAAAGAGCCGACACCCCCUCCUAAAGAAAUUAUCAUCAAAAAGGCAAAGGUUAAAAAGGUGCGCCGUGAAGCUAUACCGGAAGCUAUAACAGCUGAGGAGCUUAUGGAAAGCACCACUUACCAGAGAUUCACGCGACUUGUCGAGAAAAUCUUCGAUGCUAUGGAAGACGUAGACUUAGCCCAGGCCGUCGACGAGGAAGAUACCUGCCCUGAAGAAUUCCUAAUCCCUCAUAAAACUCUAAAAGAGCUAACUGAUGAAAGCGCCAAGCUCAAAGUCUUGCGGGCUAUCAACCAGGUUCCUGCAGACAGACUUGUUCGGUUGCUGACCAUUUUGGAAAGAAAUAUUUUGGAUGGCUGUCGCGUAUGUCUUAGCGGCGAUCAUGAUGAAGAUGAAGGGGCCGCCCUAGAACUAAUGAUGGACAAAAUUCAACGAAGUGCAGACAGCUCGUUGACGGCUCUGUAUAUCAUGACAGCAGCCGAUAUGCCUGAGAAGGUCUUUCUGGAGGACGUGAUUGAGCGGAUAGUGACGUUUGUUAAGUUCCAAGUCCAGAACACCAUCUUUCCAGCCUUUGAUCCAGCGUACCGGAUAUCAAAGAAGGAUGAAGAGUCUACAGCGUCACUUAAACAAAAACGCUAUUACUCGUCUAUGAAAUCGCGCAGUCAGAAGAAUGUUACGCAACUGUAUAAUAAGCUUCAUGAAGCAGUGGGCCUGUUGGCUGAACUACUGAAAUUGCAGUCGCUAACGGAUACUAUCGUGUUGAAGGCGUCCAGCCUGGGUGUGAGCCCUUUCUUUGUCGAAGGCGUAUCUGAGCUGCAGCUAAAUGCUCUGCGUCUGGUCACGGCCAUCUUCACUCGGUACGUGCCGCAUCGUCAACUUAUCCUUGAAGACAUACUCGCAUCGAUAGCACGUUUACCCACUUCGAAACGAAGCCUCAGAAAUUAUCGACUGAAUUCAGAGGAACAGAUUCAGAUGCUUACCGCGCUGGUUCUCCAACUGAUUCACAGCGUAGUUAGACUGCCUGCGGUGGAAGCUACGAAGAAAGAGGAUAAAGAAGACAGUCCCGAGAAGAAAAAGCCUGCUGGCAGUGCGAUUAGUCGGGAUAAGGAUAAGGAAAGUGGAACCGAAAAGGAGGAAUACAAACCUCUUGAUGAGGUGGUGCUGAUGACUUCGUAUGACGAGGCACUUCGAACUGCUGUGAGUUUUCUCUCGGUCUUUCUCAAGAAGUGUGGAGUCAAACACGAGGAGAUGGAUUACCGGUAAGUCGGACAUAAUUAUGUUCAAAUGUGA
Molecule: messenger RNA, 3956 nt
Organism: Varroa destructor (honeybee mite)
Lineage: Eukaryota; Metazoa; Arthropoda; Arachnida; Mesostigmata; Varroidae
Biological process (GO): establishment of mitotic sister chromatid cohesion; regulation of gene expression; replication-born double-strand break repair via sister chromatid exchange
Cellular component (GO): Scc2-Scc4 cohesin loading complex
Molecular function (GO): chromatin binding; cohesin loader activity
Source: RefSeq, a predicted model, not a curated record